Haliotis rufescens (red abalone) is the source of this 4633-nucleotide messenger RNA. RefSeq names its product polyisoprenoid diphosphate/phosphate phosphohydrolase PLPP6-like. Lineage: Eukaryota; Metazoa; Mollusca; Gastropoda; Lepetellida; Haliotidae. The record is from RefSeq and is a predicted model, not a curated record. Gene Ontology annotation, molecular function: sphingosine-1-phosphate phosphatase activity. Bases 341 to 1009 code for a protein of 222 amino acids. The transcript is spliced from 2 exons.
UAACUAAUCAAGUUUUAAAUCAUAGAACAAAUAUUUACAAGUGAUUGUAUUUCAUAUAACAUAUAAACAACCAUAGACAUAUAAACAGCGUAUAUUGGACGUGUGCCUACGUUAUUAAUCAGCUAAUAUUCAUUUGUAGAAGGAUAGUAGUAUAUUUAGUGCGUCAUCAAUUGCUCUAUCGCAGCGCGUGUUACCAUUCGUAAAGUAUCGAAUAGAACGGCAGUAUCGCUGUACAGAGUUCGGCAAAUUAUCUCAGGAAGUCAGCUGUCUGCUUUGGAGAAGGAACUGAAUCUCACUUCCUGAUCAUCAAAAGCUUCGUGUAACCACACAAAUUACCACAAUGAGUGCACGCAGGCGACAAGCUAGAUCUGCAGAAACCGAUAGAAAGAACCGAUCACGCAAUUUAACAAAGUCACCAUGGGAAACCAUUCUCAAGUACGACCGGCGGUGUACAAAAGCAUUCGGCCUUUGUGCGACACAGAACUCGGCCUUAGGUCAACUUCGGCCCUUGAUGAAAGUUUUAGAGAUCAGCUGUCACGGCGUGCCUUGGUUGAUUGGGACAGUAAUUUGGUUUGUCUGUGUCCACAAACCAGAAGAUGUUGAACUUUCAGUUAACCUCUUUCUAGCACUCAUCUUUGACCUGGUGAUUGUGGCAGUGUUGAAGAUGCUUGUUCAACGUCCACGUCCCGCCAACAAUCAGAUGGACAUGUUUGCUACGGUUUCCAUCGACCACUACUCCUUCCCCUCUGGUCACACGACUAGAGCGGCCAUGCUUGCGUGUUUCUACAUUGAACGUGUGCUGAUCAACCAACUCCCAAUGACCCUGAUUCUGACCUGGUCCGCAUGUGUGAGUCUAUCGCGUGUGAUGCUAGGACGUCAUCAUGUCCUAGAUGUUCUCAGUGGAUGCCUGAUCGGUGUUCUGGAGUAUUUGGCAUACUCCCAAUUCUGGAUUCCACAGGAUAAGUGCUUGCUGUGGCUGGAGCCUUAUUUUGGUCAUGUUCAUUUGUGAAUAGGACAUACGGAUGUUUACAUUGUACUGCAUGUACAACAUACAACAUGUCCAUAAUACAACAUCUGUGUGAUGAUUAUCUCAGCUUCACACAUACAGAUGUUUACAUUGUACUGCGUGUACAACAUACAAUAUGUCCAUAAUACAACAUCUGUGUGAUGAUUAUCUCAAGGUGCAUACCAGUACUUUUCUGCAUGGCUGGUAAAUAUAUCAUAAAAUGGCUCUUUUAUACAUGUUUAUACAAACAGGGUGUUAUAUUGAAGAUUGGUUUGAAAAGAUUGUUGGUGGUUGUGAUCAUUGAAUCAAUCUCAGUUUGAACAAUAGCAUCUUCCCGAGGCAAGCAAGUCCACUAGCCUAUAUCAAAGCCUAGUUUCUACCCUUGCCACAUCAAGGCCACUUUUCUUGGCUCGACCCUGGCGCCACCUAGUAUAAGAUGACGAGUUAUGCUACUUGUAAUGAAAACGCAAUAUCCAAUCAGAUCGCUGUUCUUAUCUGACAAGCUUCAAAAAGAUGGCACUACCAUAGGCGACAACCUAGUCAAUCAGAUAACAAAAACAUUCACGAUUUCAUCCUGACACAAAAAAUAGGCAAUCGUUGGGGGGUUUAAAGGAUGAAAAAGACAUAGCCGUGCCAACGAAGACAGGCAACAGUAAAUCACCUUCAUCAUGUUCAUACAAAGGUGUUCAGUCAGGAAUGUUGAUUUUAUGAAACGUUCUCUGAUUGGGCUAUUCAUGUCGGCAAUAGUCCAAUCAUAUUGAGCACAGGAAAGUGGGCUUGAUGUGGCAAGUGUGGAAACAAGACUUUGAUAAAAAGGCUGGUGGAUGCACUUGCCUCGGGAAGAUGGUACAAAAGUGACACGUAUGACCCAUAUUUUAAGCUUUUAUGUAUAACAUACCAAGUAGGAAAUAAUCAAAUCAGAGGGCAUUUCACAGAAUUCUGAUUCUUCUGAGGACCUUUGUUUGAAAUGUUGAUGAAUUUGGUUUUAUGAAUGUGAGAGUUCUGGUUCAGGAUUCAUUAUACCGGUAAUGUAAACAGACAACGCAGUGGUCUAUAUUUAUGCAGACAAACAAGUGAGAAAUGAUGAACAUAUGAAAAUGUGUAAUGGACAGAAUUUUAAGUAACAUUUUAUAUUUCUUGAAAGAUAUUCUUCUUGUUGACACUCUUAGAUCCCAAAGGGCACAGCUAAACACUGAGUGCCUCUUGGCAGAUUUGGGAAAAACAACACCUACAUUAAUCUUUUCUCUUCUAUUCACAUGUCAUGCUUUGAUACAUGGGACGCAGCAUGCUUGUUUUGAUGGCAACAGACGCCAGUAUACAGCGUUGGUGAUUACUCCCUAUAAGGAUAACAUAAAUCAAAACCCUUAAAAAGGGUAUAUUUCUUCUAGUCCUUAGGAUACCUUAUCUAUUGGCAAGUACUACAGGACUAGUGCCAAUUUCUAACACUGCUGUAUAUGAAGUGCAUGGUUGUUGUUUUUUGUUUAACGCCGCACUCAGCAAUAUUCCAGCUAUAUGACGGCGGUUGAAGUGCAUGUCAAUAUUGGUGUGUAUCCAUUCAUGGUAUACGACACCAGUGUGUGAAGUGCAUGUCAAUAUUGGUGUGUAUCCAUUCAUGGAAAACGACACCAGUGUGUGAAGUGCAUGUCAAUAUGAGUGUGUAUCCAUUCAUCGAAAACGACACCAGUGUGUGAAGUGCAUGUCAAUAUGAGUGUGUAUCCAUUCAUCGAAAACGACACCAGUGUGUGAAGUGCAUGUCAAUAUUGGUGAUUAUCCAUUCAUGGAAAACGACACCAGUGUGUGAAGUGCAUGUCAAUAUUGGUGUGUAUCCAUUCAUGGUAUACGACACCAGUGUGUGAAGUGCAUGUCAAUAUUAGUGUGUAUCCAUUCAUGGAAAACGACACCAGUGUGUGAAGUGCAUGUCAAUAUGAGUGGUUAUCUAUUCAUGGAGACUGUGUGUGACUUGCAUAUGAAUAUGAGUGUGUAUCUAUUCAUGGAGACAGACACAUGUGUGUGACAUGUUUUAUUCAUGGAGAGAGAUACCAGUGUAGGAAGGACUGGGUCUUGUCUUCAGUUCCAUAUUUCCAUUGUUACAGUGAUAAUGCACGAUAAUGCAAUACAGUUACCCAACUUACUGAUAUUGGGUCAGAUGUAGCUUUAGCCUCAGCGUGUUGUAGUUUGUGUGGUGUACAAGGACUGCUGUGUACCAUGUAUGCGUCUGCAUACCAACCUUGGUUCAGUGUGAUGUUUAGAUGCCUGAUUUAUCUUGGACUGGGUUCAAAUCUACCAACACAUUGUCAAGAAUAAAAUGUUUUAUAUUAUUAGAUAAGAGGGUAUAUCUAUGAGAAAUUCAGAGACUACAUAAAGGCACAUGGAGUAAGAGGGUAUAUAUAUGAGAAGUUCAGUGACUACAUGAAGGUACAUGGGAGUAAGAGGGUAUAUCUAUGAGAAAUUUAGUGACUACAUAAAGGCACAUGGGAGUAAGAGGGUAUAUCUAUGAGAAAUUUAGUGACUACAUAAAGGCACAUGGAGUAAGAGGAUAUAUCUAUGAGAAAUUCAGAGACUACAUAAAGGCACAUGGGAGUAAGAGGGUAUAUCUAUGAGAAAUUCAGAGACUACAUAAAGGCACAUGGGAGUAAGAGGGUAUAUCUAUGAGAAAUUCAGUAACUAACUUAUUACUGUUUUGUGCCUAGUAUUUAUUUUCUUGUGUUUAAUAUGCAUCCAAUUUUUUGUGGUUCCUUUUUUUAGGGUUGGGGAAAUAUCAUUUUGAUUCAAGUGAAGUCUUUGUUGAGGCAAGAUGGAGAACAAAUAUGUCUGUGCAACGUUUGAGAUGAAAGGCUGUAAGGCAUGUUUCUUUUUUGUGACAGAAUCUUUUGAUGUGUUUUACAAAUAUCCUAAAUGUGAGAGGCAUAUCGGAAUGUAUAAUGGACGACAGUUGACAGUAUAUCAGGUUUGGGAUCAUCCCUUCGUAGAUGAAGCAUGUUAUGUGUCAUAUCCUUGAGUCGAAUAUAAGGAGGAAUAGUUAAAGUCUUACAAAUGACACUAGGCAAAAAAGAUAUUUACAGUGUGAGGUCAGUUUUAACACAUGGGCAGUACCGCAUCAUUCGAGAUCCAAUGCUGUAACUUUUUUUAGCUAUGACGUCAUUGCUAACUGUGUAAAAUAUAUAUUAACAAAAUAUAAUAUAAUGUAUUUGUGUAACAUAUAUUUACAAAAUAAAAUAUCAAAUCCAAGCCCAAUGCUUAAUUAUAGAGAGGAGGGAUAUCUAGACUUGCCAAAUCACUGACUCAAGUUGGAUAUAUUCUUUAAUUUAUUCUCUAGGGUCUGGGAACGGUGUGUGAAAUAAGAAAAUGCCAGGCUACCAUCAGGACACACAUCCCUAACACAUCCCUGCAGGCCCUUAAUAAACUCUUCAGGCCAGUCAGUUUUUACACAUGGGCCCAGUGCCACGAAGCAGUCACUGCCCUAAGACUGUUGUAAGUCUAUGUUUAAAUGUGGUUGUAAUAGUUGUAGUCCAAAGAUUGAUUUUUAAACAAGGACAGCAAAUAGCUACUGUGUAUUAGUUAUAGAUUAUUUGGUGAGAAUUUUGUACCUAUGUCUUUCAGAAAAAGCAAUAAAUAUGAUGGUCCUUU